AUGAUAACUGAUGAUAAUAAUGAUAAUAAUAACAAUGAUGAUAAUAAUGAUAAUGAUAACAAUAAUAAUAAUAAUAUUAAUGAUAAUAAUGAUGAUAAUAAUCCAAUCAAUUUACAGACUGAAAACACAAAUGGAAUGCAGCAACCAACGACCGUGGUGACGCUGUCUAAACUAAUUACACCACAGGCAAUGCAGCAAUGCUUGCAGUUCAUUUAUACAGGCAGCUUGGAUAAACGGUAUCAAGAUCUACAAGUACGUUGCGUCGGUAGAAUUAUCUAUGCGGGCAGAUACAAGGAUCAUUAAACAAAAUAGAGGAUCUCAUCGAUCAUGGGUGCAUGAGACAUAUUGCCAACCUUGUUUCAGCUGAUAACCCUAGAUAUGGAAUUCCCAAAAAUUUUCAUUUCACAUUCACUUUCCAUUACGUGCGAAUGUCAAUUAAUUUCAGCUUCUUUCACGUACAGGAGAUUAGACAAGCGGCAGAAUUCUUGGAGCUUCCACAAUUGCUGAUGGUGCUUGGAACUUUACAGACAAGAGACCAGUUCAAUAACGAUCUUAACAAUCGGUAUAAACAAGUGGUGAGGCAACGUCUGGAAGACAUUUGUCUAGAACAAGGACUUUUCGCUGACGUGAUAUUCGAACUAGACGAUGGAAGCGUACCAGCUCACAAAGCGAUUCUCACUGCCCGAUGUGAUGUGAUGAAGGCCAUGUUCUCCGGAGAUUUCCGUGAAAGUAGCGCAAAAGUGUUGCAUAACGCCGACCAGCUAGCUGACUGGUGUAUGAACCACUUGUGCGUCAAUUACAACAAGUUGUGCAAGAUGUCUCCGCGAAGCGUACGCCUCUUGCAUCCGGAGAACCAGGAAUACCUGAACGAGCAUCGAUGGCCUCCGGUGUGGUGGAAAUGCUUGGCAGAACGUGACCGCGAAAACAAGCCGACAUUGAAGAGAAAUCGCAAUCAGUCCGGUUGUUUAUGCUUCUCCGGUACGAGCAAAACCAGAAGAGAGAGCUCCAGCGGUGGUGGAGGCACAGCGUCGUCGGCGAACAACGAUCCGCAAGCUGAACGACCCCUGUUCGACUCGAUAGAGUCAGGUGAACAGGUUGUAUGA
Molecule: messenger RNA, 1103 nt
Organism: Heterotrigona itama
Lineage: Eukaryota; Metazoa; Arthropoda; Insecta; Hymenoptera; Apidae
Source: the annotation of a GenBank genome assembly